CUUUUCUACAAAUUCACAGGGAUGAUAGAAAGAGAAGACGUCAUGGAGUGUUCCCGAGCGUCCUUGCAAUGAGCAUCAUUUUAGAAUUAUCCGACAAUUUUCACGGACGGGAGUUGCAAUGAAGGCGGGGGCCUCCUCCAUGUGGGCGUCAUGUUGCGGGCUUCUGAACGAGGUGAUGGGCUCAGGUACGGUCCGUACACAGCAGCCGGGCUUCGGAGCUGGAGCCGGGCCAUUCCGCUUCGCCCCCAGUGCUGGAUAUUCCACCUACCCCCCCAGCAGCACCACAUCAGGAACCACAGGCCUGGUGUGCAAAGCCUGCGGACUGGCCUUCUCCGUGUUCCGACGAAAGCACAUUUGUUCGGACUGUAAGAAGAGCUUCUGCUCUCUGUGCUCUGUGCUGCAGGAGAACCUGCGCCGCUGUGCCACCUGCCACCUGCUGUGGGGCACGGCCUUCCAGCGGCCACGCUUAAUGCGACUCCGCGUUAAAGACCUGCGGCAGUACCUCACGCUGCGAAACAUCAACACGGACACCUGCAGAGAGAAAGAGGACCUGGUGGACCUCGUGCUCUGCCAUCUGGGUGCCGAGUUGGAGAUCGGAGAACAUGGUGAGGAGGAGGAAGAGGAGGUGGAAGGGGAUACAGACAGAAUGCCGUCACUCCCGUGCUCUCUUUCCACUCUGCCUGCCUCUGCCACGCGCUCUGCAUCACAGCAGUCGGCACUAUCCGCAACCGCCUCUCAGGGAGAAGCUCUCAGUCGCAGUGAUAGCUCAGGGACAACCAGUCAGGACCAUGGAGAUGCUGCAUCAGUUUCUCUCCUCAACCUGGAGCCUCAUGAGGAGAUACUGGAGCAGGCGAGCCCGGCAUCGCAGAGACGGGCGCGCGCCUCCCUCUCAGACCUGUCUCACGAAGAAGACAUUGAGAGUCUGACUGUACGGCAGCUGAAAGAGAUCCUUGCACGAAACUUUGUCAACUAUUCAGGUUGCUGUGAGAAAUGGGAGUUGGUGGAGCGUGUCCAUCGACUUUACAGAGAGAACGAACACAACAGAAGAUCCAUGGACAAUGUUAGCAACAUAUCUGCAGUUAUAGUUUACCCUCCACCUAUAUGCAAUGGAGGUACUGAAGAUGGCAUGCAAGUGGCUCAGCUGGGCGGCGUUGAUGAGAACCUGUGUCGCAUCUGCAUGGAUGCUGUUAUAGACUGUGUUCUGCUUGAGUGUGGUCACAUGGUCACCUGCACCAAGUGUGGCAAGAGAAUGAACGAGUGCCCCAUCUGCAGGCAGUAUGUGGUGCGGGCAGUGCACGUCUUCAAAUCUUAACACUGGGCCACUACUGGAAAAUCAAAACACUACUGGACUAAGCAGUAUGGGGCCAUGGAUCAAGUCACUACCUUUAGUUUCACGCUGAAUUAAAGGGAUAGUUCACCAAAAAUAUAAAUUAUUUUAUUAUUUACACACCCUCAUGUCAUUUCUAACCCAUGUAACUUUCUUUUGAAGAAUGUAUGAGUCGUUUUUUUCCAUGCAGUUAUAAUGAAAGGGAAUUGUAGAGUUCAAACUUGCAAAAUGCAGAGAAAUGUAUCAUAAAAGUGGUCAAUAUGACUUGGGUACUAAAUUCCUUGACUUCUGAAGUCAAACAAUAGCUUUGUGUGAAGAACAUGCCAAAAGAUUUCAUUAUUCACUUAAAAUAUUCACGUCCACCCUAGAUGUCCUUGGCACAUUCAUGAUGGAAGUAGCGAUUCAUGAACGAAUCAUUCUUUUGAGGCAGGUCUUUUAAAUGAAUUGGCUGAUUUGGUUGAAACCAACAUUAAAGUGAGUAAAUUAUGACAGAAUUUUCAUUGUCGGGUGAACUGUCCCUUUAAAGUAAGGGAAGUGGUACUGCGCACACACUUUCGAGUGCAAGCAUUUCCUGCUGGCUGUUUUAUUUGGUGAUUCAUUGACACUGUACUUGUGUUUGAAUCAAAUCUGUGGUUAGUAAACUAGGGAAGAUGGACUUUAGAGGAAAAAAGUAUAUUAAGUUUAAAUGGUUUACAUUAUUGUAAACAUUCUGAAAUGUUUUAUUGUAUGUGCAAUAUUAGAGUUCUUUACAUGUGCGUGUAGAGAAACCGAUUGCCAUUAAGAUGCAUGUUGUCAUAGCGACAGUGAAGGGAGAAUGUAGGUGCCAAAGUAGAAAUGUGCAGAAUGGCUUCUGGAUUGUUUUUAUGUGCUAUUAUUAAAACCUUUAUUUCCCAUGUACUGAAUCUGCUACUGCCACAUGCCACAAUUUAGUAUCCGUAACACAGGAUCAAAUGACCAGCGAGCAGUGGAGUUAUCUACAGCAACAGUGACUGCUAGUUGAAAGAAAAUACAUUUCAUAUUUUCAAAGAGUCACUGGAAUCCAGCAUCUGCCAUUAUGUAGCUUAUCACUGGAACCUCAAUUACUUUUUAGCUUCAUCCAAUUUUGCAGUACCUGUAAGACAAUAAAUGUGUGGUUAAUCUGCCUCCAUUGUGCCAUGUGAACAUAAUAUUUAAAGUUGCACCAAGUAUUUUUUGUGAUUGUGCAUCUUUUUAUACAUAUUUAGGUGUAAAACUUUUUGAAGUGGAAAAAAUAACUUGGUGCACCUUAAAUUGGCCUCAUGCCAUGAUAGGUUUUGAUUAAAAAAAAAAAUCAAUUUCUCUGUUGGUCGAAGAGACAAAUCUGCUUUGUUGUUCUUCAUCUCAAGCAAUACAAUGACUCGGAAGUCCAUUUUUUUGGUGUGUUUUGUGGCCACACAAACCUGUGUACAUUUCAAAGAUUUCCACCAGCGGUGCUACGUGCAUUUAUGUAUCACAGUUCUCUACUGGGUUUGCACAAAAAUUGCAGAUUCUACUUUGGUUGAAUCCACUGUUUGUUUCUUUCCCCUCUUUUGUGAAUAUUGAAGUCUUAUAGAUAAUGGUAAGUUAAUGAGAGGAAAUUGUCAUACAAUUCCUCUAGAUGCCCUUUGUUUUUCGGUGAAUUAUGUAGUCAAAUAUAAGUUAGAAAGUCUGUGGUAUUGCCUAGACAAACAAAUAUAAUGGAAAAUUUAACCUAUUAAUUGCAUCAUUUUAUAAAAAUGUAAAAACAAGAUGUACCUCAAGUAUAUGCAUAUAUUUAUACUCAGUCCUUUUCUUUUUUUUUCCCCCAUCCUCUUCGUUUCAGUUUUCCCUAGAAUGUCAACAGCAUUUAUUUAGUAGGUCAUCUUUUACACCACCCAAAAAGAAAAUACUACAGGAGAAUUGAUAGCUUGUAUUUUUCAAACUUUUUUUUCCCUUUUUUUUUCUGGUGUUAAAACAUUUCCACCACUGUCUACCCAACACUGACACUGUGCAUAUGUGUAUGUUUCUAAUGCUGCUAUCUUUAAAAGAUGUCACUUGGUAGUAGGCAACUACUCUAGCUGAGUAUACAAUGGAAAAGAUUACACCCUCAAAAUUAAGUGAGCGCUUUAAGAAGUUUUGGGUCUGGUCUUUGUAGUUUGGAAUGUUGCACUUUUUAUUUUGGUAAUUCAAAAAUUAUUUAUUAAAUUGAAAAAUAUAUAUAUGGUACCUUGAACUAACAAAAUAAA
Molecule: messenger RNA, 3549 nt
Organism: Xyrauchen texanus (razorback sucker)
Lineage: Eukaryota; Metazoa; Chordata; Actinopteri; Cypriniformes; Catostomidae
Gene: rnf34b
Product: ring finger protein 34b
Exons: 8
Coding region: 119-1312 (397 amino acids)
Biological process (GO): negative regulation of extrinsic apoptotic signaling pathway via death domain receptors; proteasome-mediated ubiquitin-dependent protein catabolic process; protein K48-linked ubiquitination
Cellular component (GO): plasma membrane; cytoplasm
Molecular function (GO): ubiquitin protein ligase activity
Source: RefSeq, a predicted model, not a curated record